UAGUUGGCCUAUCGAACUAUUGCGCACGGAUUGUGUCACGCUAAACUAUUCUAUCGUCCGAAUAAUUAUCAAUGCGAGGUCGUAUUGGGUCCACUGCACAUCGAACAUGUACAGUGACGUCUACUCAGGCACCUGCACGGUACUGCACACAGCGUGAACGUGAACGAUACAAACCUGCAUCAGACAAGCGCCUAUGGGGUGCUGCGUUUGCCAUUCUCAGCACUCCAAGGGACCGCUUUUGGGCAAACAGCAGUCGGCGAUAAAUCUCUGUCAACUUCACCUCGUGCAAAUUGUCAGACGCCGGUGAAAUGAAGUUAUCCCUUGAAGUCGUGUUGGGGAUGGCCCUAGCAAUCGAUUCUGCAAAAUUACAGGUUUUAUCUGAGGUCGUUUCGAAUGCUAGUAACAUCGGCCUCGUGGGAAUGAAUGCAGGGGAAAAAAGUUGCCCGGAAUUUCGUUGUUUUGAUGGCUCACGUUGCGUAAUGAAGCUGGCGCAAUGCGACGGACGUGAAGACUGCGAGGACGGUAGCGAUGAGCUUCACUGCGAUCUGAAUAGAAGUAACCCAGGCAAUUGGCUUUCGCGCACUUUUCUAGAUGACUGUUCAGGCUUUCGUUGUGAAAAGGGAGGGACGUGCAUUGAGAGUGAGCAGAUCUGCGACGGAAGGAAGGACUGUAUAGAUAAUAGCGAUGAAGCCCCGACACUCUGCUCUCAGCAUCCAUGCUUAAAGAACUGCGAGCAUUUCUGUAUACGUCACCGAAACGUAUCGAUGUGUGGUUGCACACCGGGUUACGAUGUUUUUGACGGCCAACACUGUCGAAUAGCCGAUUCCUGCAUGGCGGAAGGUUGUUCGCAGCAAUGCGACCAAAUAGGACAAACGGUGAAAUGCAAGUGUCAGACUGGAUUUCAUCUAACAACUGAAAAGCGCUGCGAGAUCGAUGCAGCUGAAGGUCCGCCGUCGAUCCUGUUUGCUAUGGGACAUCAAGUACUCGAACUAGACGCGGCGAACCAUGAGUAUUUCGCUAAAUUCACUGACCCAAGUUCGGCGUCGUCGGUUCUAGCAUUCGACAUAAGUAUAGGCAAUAGUAUUCUGUAUAUCGUAACGGCUGAUCAUGAAACGAGGAGAUGUCGUCUUAUGUCAAGUACAAGAGGCGCUAGAGCUAAUGCCAUAUUUAAGCAUCAUGCACACCUCGGCGAAAUUGUAGAUCUUGCAGUAGAUUGGAUAACGAACAACUUGUACAUAGUUGACGCACUGAUCUCAUCGAUCGUCGUUUGUCGGCCGAGCGAGGAGAUAUGCGCUCAAAUCUUUACUGAACUUGGCUCAGCUCAUUAUAUAGUACUUGAUCCAAUCGAAGGUCGUCUAUUUUGGAGCGAUUUAGAUGAUAACAAAAAGGGAAUCUAUGAAGGAUCAAUGGACGGCAAGCUGAAAAAGGCUCUUGUAACGGAACGUGUUACUAAGCCAUACGGUUUAGCACUCGAUCUAUUUGCCAGCCGACUCUACUGGCUUGAGGCUGCGGAUCUGCGCGUGAAGUUUGUCCGUACCGAUUCGGGCGUCCGAGGCGAGCUCAUCGCACUGCCGGCGAACAGGUACCCUUCAGGACUUGCCGUCUUUGGUGAUCAUCUCUACUGGUCAGACCUGGGGCAUCACAGUAGCAAAGUGGCAUCAUGCGACAAACUUACCGGCAAGAAUGUUACUAUCCACACUGAAACCAAUUCAGGCAAAUUUAUCUUCACAUUACGAGCCUACCAUCCUCUGAUGCAGCCACCGAGAAAAAAUCCGUGCAAAAGCAAUCCAUGUUCCCACUUGUGCGUCAUCUCUGGUCCUAGCGAAAAAAGCUUCGCUUGCCUUUGUCCUUCCUAUUAUAAGUUAGUAUCGAAAACACAAUGCGAAUUGAGUACAGCGUCAUUCAUGAUGGCCGCAAGCGAACAGCUCAUUUUUGUUCCGUCCGACGCUGCUCUCGGUCAAGAUUUGAGCGCCACCACAACUGCGAAGAAGAUUCCCCACGUCGCUACUAUGGCCUUCGACGACGCUGAAAACAUGCUAUACGCCGUCGAAGAUAAUGGUACCCCCCGUAUGAUCAGAAUCAAGCUAGAAGACAACUACCAGCCGGAAACGGUCAAUGUCAGCAUCGAUUACGUUACGACGAUGCAUUUCGAUCCCAUCCAUCGCCUGCUGUAUUGGUUGGACAUCUCGCAGGCUGUCAUUGGCGUCUAUAACCCCCAACGGAACGAGGAAUCUCGUUUCCGAUUAGAGAAUCCCGACGUAACCAGUCCAAUCGAUUUUGCCGUUGAUUUUAGCCGAGGACGGAUGUACGUUAUUGUUGUGAACAAGACCACGGCCGCACGCGUAAUUAAUAUAUACCGCUCUAAUGGGAAGUUUGAGCGUGCACUGAAGCCCCGCGGACGACGACCAUUUCGAAUUGCCGUGGACUAUAAGGAAACUAUUGUUUUUGUUUACGAUGCUGAACAGCAACAAAUCGAUUCUCUCGAUGUGAGGUCAGGAGAGACAGUUAUCACAAUUCACAACGUCUCGUAUGUUCAGCAUCUUUAUUUCUGGGAAUCGAACCUGGUCUGGUCGGGACUGCGUCAACAGGGCUUCUUUAGUGCAGCACCAAAUGGCUGGACAGUUAAGCAAAUUCGCCGAGAAGAGUGGAUUGCAUUCACUUCAGCGUUGGCCUUCCAUAGAGAAAAGAUGCCGACGGCCCUUUCAGGCCCGUGUCACGAAAACAACGCCGGAUGCUCCCAUACUUGCAUUGACAGCCUCAUGGAAAGCUUGAUUUGUCUUUGCCCCAUCGGCAUGCAACUAGAACCCAACGGGAGGAACUGCACGGCCAUGCCGAGGGCCCAAUGUCAAAGACACGAAUUCGCCUGUUCAAACGGCUACCAAUGCGUCGAUAGGAGCCUGACCUGUGACAACAUCGGACAUUGUGAUGAUCGCUCGGAUGAGAACUCUACUCUAUGUACGAAGUGUCCGAUAGGAAUGAUAAAAUGUGGUGAUCUGGGCCGAUGUGUUCCGGAUUCAGCCAUAUGCGAUCAUAUCGAUUGUCCGAAUAGCUUCGAUGAGAACUUUUGUGUUCUUAAAGUGCCAUCACAUAAAUGUGAUACGGCUACGGAGCAUCAGUGUUUGCACACCCAGAAAUGCGUUCCGAAAAGCCAACGCUGUGACGGUCGAAUCGAUUGCGCCUUCGGUGACGACGAGAUCGACUGCCAAUGCAAGGAGGGGCAAUACGCUUGCAAAGACGGGCGCCGCUGUAUUGACUCUGGAAAGGUUUGCGACGGCGUCGAGGAUUGCUGGGACGGCGACGACGAGCAGGAUUGUCCGUUGUCUUGUUCACCGAAGAUGUUUAAAUGCGGUAAUGAUCUGUGCCUCCCAAUAGAUUCGAUGUGCAACAACUUCAUUGAAUGCCCCGAUGGAAGUGAUGAGGCGAACUGUACGUACGUCGGAGUACGGACGGGCUUGAAGGAACGCGUUCCGUUCUUCUGCGCGAAGAAGCAAGGCGUGAUUUGGUGCGAUGGUGAAUGCGUUUACUACAAAGAGCUGUGCGACGGUAUGACCAACUGUCUCGAUGGACGUGACGAGGCUAACUGUACGCAUACCGAUAGCAGUCACUGCUCCGCUUCGGGACAAUUCCUCUGCAGCAACAACAAAUGUAUUCUGUAUGGCCUGGUCUGCGACGAAGAGGACGAUUGUGGCGAUAACUCAGAUGAGACGUUGCCCGAAUGCUCUGUCAUAAAGGCUCAAAACGGUCACAAGACGCCCACCAGAAGCUGUCACAAUGAUCAGUUCAGAUGCAGCAGUGGGAAAUGUAUUCAGUUGGCUGCUCUCUGCGACGGCAACCACGACUGCGACGACGGUGGUGAUGAAGGACGUCAUUGCCUACGUAACGAAUGUGAUAGUAAACCGUGCCAACAUCACUGCUUCGCUACACCCGAAGGAUUCCGAUGUUCAUGCAACGAGGGAUACCGUCUUGCAGAAGAUCGUCGUUCGUGUGAGGAUAUCAACGAAUGCGCUGAAGACCAUCAGGACGAUUGCUCUCAUUACUGCAUGAACACAGAAGGUGGCUUUUACUGCAGCUGCAGUGCCGGCUACGAGAUCGCUAUGGACAACAAGACAUGCAAACUGCUCGGAGUACCUCCUAUUCUGGCCUUCGUCUCACAUAAUGAGAUUCGCGCAAUGUCGAGUCGACAUCAUUUAAUGACCCGCAUGACACCUCAACACGACAGUAUGAUUAGCGGGUUGACUUUUAACGCGAUUACUCAAGUGCUGUAUUUUUCGGACGACUCAAGCAUUUGGAAAUUGCCUCUCGGAGACGCCGUCCUUAAUCCGAAGGAAGUGAUCGAAGCAACACGUUUCGUUAUGCCGCGUCAUAUUUCUCUAGACUGGGUCACUGGCAAUAUGUAUAUGGUAGAAGGACACGAAAAGAUUGUUGCUUGCAAUCUGACGUGCGCGCAUUGUAUUCACAUGGAAGGACUUGACGGUUGGAUGGGAAUUCGCUCCUUAGCGCUCGCCGCCAAUGAAGGGUUAAUGUUCUAUUCGUAUUGGGCUGGCCAUUCGACCAGUUCUUUGAGCGGUGUGGUUGUAAGCUCGGAAAUGGAUGGGGGUGCAAAGGCUGUCAUCAUCGAGAGUAGAACAAUAGAGCCUAGUCAUCUCCAGGUCGAUUUUAUUCACCGACGCCUAUAUAUCGCUGAUUCACGACUUCAAGUGAUUGAACACUUCGAUUUCCAGGGCAAUAAUCGGAAGGUGGUACUACGUGGCCAUCACGUAAACGCGUUUGUAUUACUACCUGAUUUACUUAUCUGGUCAGAGCAUAAUGGCAUCUUCAAGAAAAACUGGUUCCCUUCGAAAAAUACAAUUUCAUCGAUCGCACCCAAAGUGCACGCAUCGCUAAUGACCGUCCUUCACAAGGUGCGCCAGCCCCCGUGCUUCAACCCGUGCUUAAAUGCUCGUUGUGGGCACAUGUGCUUGCGCAACCGACACGGACACGUGUGCGCAUGUGACGCUGGGUUCAAGCUAGACCACGACAAUAGGACAUGUAUUCCGCUAACUGAUGACGACAUGGACGCGCGUUUCGCAGACGCCGCGGUUCAUGACUUUUGUCAUCCGGGUUGUGUGCACGGUCGAUGCAUCCUGCACCGGAACCAGAAGCUGGCAAGGUGUGAAUGCUCCCAAGGUUAUAGCGGUGCUCGAUGUGAUGUUUCCUAUCAUGAACUAUCAUCAGGAACGCUAAUUGUGCUAAUUGUAACACUGCUUCUUGUCGGACUUAUUGGCGGAACAAUUCUACUUGUUCUCCAUCGGUGCACAUCGCAGCUUUCGCCCAAGAUGAAUUUGUUAGCUACCUAUCGUGCCAGUGAUAUGAAGAAACUGAUUGGAGACGAUGAGGACGACCAGGACCUGGGCGACAUUCCGGAGCUGCAAAUUCAACACGGAGGAGUCCUGCACAACCCACUGUUCGGUUUACAAUGGGCCACUAUGGAGACAGGAGAAAAAUCCCUAGCGCAUGACAACAGCAAAAUUCGACCGUCGACUUCACCCCAGCUACGGAGCAGAAUCUACGACGGCCUUCAGAAAAGAAUGAGGUCCUUGAGAGAGACUUUUUCAAUUUUUAAGGGUUGGCUGUGUUCCCUAAACUGAUUAUAUAUAUAUAUA
Molecule: messenger RNA, 5642 nt
Organism: Varroa destructor (honeybee mite)
Lineage: Eukaryota; Metazoa; Arthropoda; Arachnida; Mesostigmata; Varroidae
Product: low-density lipoprotein receptor-related protein 2-like
Cellular component (GO): plasma membrane; signaling receptor complex
Molecular function (GO): protein binding; calcium ion binding; low-density lipoprotein particle receptor activity
Source: RefSeq, a predicted model, not a curated record